CGCUGCUGGGACUCAUGCUGUAAUGGUCGUACUUUCUCAAACAACAGUAACCUUGCUAGACAUCAACGAGAGAAGCGUGGAGGUAGCACAAAGCUGAAAUGUUCAAUUUGUGGUACUGGGUUUAGUCGGAGUAGUGCGAGGAACGCACAUGAAGCCGAGAAAAGAUGUCGCAAUGCUGGUGGUAGUGUGAAUACUUAG
This is a messenger RNA of Aureobasidium melanogenum CBS 110374, 198 nucleotides long. RefSeq lists its product as uncharacterized. The record is from RefSeq and is a predicted model, not a curated record. The annotation marks the transcript as partial. The transcript has a single exon. NCBI's taxonomy places the organism in Eukaryota, Fungi, Ascomycota, Dothideomycetes, Dothideales, Saccotheciaceae.